Polyodon spathula (Mississippi paddlefish) is the source of this 6306-nucleotide messenger RNA. Its product is annotated as leucine-rich repeat and calponin homology domain-containing protein 2-like. The coding region runs from base 56 to 2359 and encodes 767 amino acids. Gene Ontology annotation, molecular function: protein binding. The record is from RefSeq and is a predicted model, not a curated record. NCBI's taxonomy places the organism in Eukaryota, Metazoa, Chordata, Actinopteri, Acipenseriformes, Polyodontidae. The transcript is spliced from 22 exons.
UUGCGCAUGGGCAUUGUGGCACCCCUUCUGUAUUAAUACUACUAUCGUUUCUCGCAUGAAAAUGGCGUCGAGUCACGGAGGUGGAGGAGCAGCCACGGCUCUGCAAAGCCAAAACUACCCGACUGGACCGAACUGGAACCCGGGUACCUUCCAUCACCAGCACCAGCACCAGCACCAUCACCAUCUCCACACGGCGCGGAGCCUGGAUCGCGCCCUGGAGGAAGCCGUGUGCUCGGGGAUACUUAGCAUUAGCGGGAGGAAACUGAAAGAUUUCCCCGGGAUGAGCUGUGACUUGUCUGAUACAACACAGGCAGAUCUGUCAAAGAACCGUUUUCUGGAAAUCCCUCCAGAAGUGUGUCUCUUUGCUCCUCUAGAGUCGUUAAACCUGUACCACAACUGUAUCAAGGGGAUCCCAGAAGCCAUCAUAAACCUACAGAUGUUAACAUACUUGAAUAUCAGUCGAAACCUUCUAUCAACACUGCCAAAAUACUUGUUUGACCUUCCUCUAAAAGUUUUAAUAUUGAGUAAUAACAAGCUUGUGUCCAUUCCAGAAGAAAUUGGGAAAUCAAAAGGCCUAAUGGAGCUGGAUAUCAGCUGCAAUGAAAUUCAGGUCCUUCCUCGACAGAUGGGAAAACUACAUUCCCUCCGAGAGCUCAAUAUAAGAAGGAAUAAUCUUCAGGUGCUCCCAGAGGAGCUGGCCAACCUUCCUCUGGUCAGGUUAGACUUCUCCUGCAACAGAAUCACAGACAUUCCAGUUAGCUAUAGGAAGUUAAGACAGCUUCAGGUGAUUGCAUUGGAUAACAACCCAAUGCAGUCCCCUCCAGCACAGAUUUGCUUAAAGGGUAAAGUACACAUAUUUAAAUACCUAAACUUCCAGGCCUGCAGAAUAGACAAGAAGCCGGACUCUCUUGACCUGCCUUCGCUGGGCAAAAGGAUCUUAUCACAGCCUCUGACAGACAGCAUGGAAGAUUUUUACCCAAGUAAAAGCCACGGCCCGGACUCAGGCAUUGGCAGUGACAAUGGGGACAAGCGCUUAUCCACAACAGAGCCAUCCGAUGAUGACACCAUCAGUCUGCACUCUCAGGUAUCAGAAAGCACGAGGAACCAGGGUAAAGCAGACAGCCACUCCGCGGGAACCAGGCCCGACGUGAAUAAAGAUCAAGAGCCAUAUGAUUACAUCGACCCCAACACAGAGGAAGACACGCCCCUUUCUGAGCCAGGGGAUGUGCAGCUCAAUGAUCCCUUCAUGUCCUGUAUGAAGGAGCUUGGGAGAGUCUUGAGUAAAUCACACAGAAUAGAGGAAAAUGACAAUGGGACAGAAGAGUGGAGCACUCAGAAGGAGCAGCAGCAGCUUGUUGAGGAGGAAGAGGAGGUCUUGAAGGAGGUCAUUGACCUCCGGAAGAUAGCGGUGCAGUUACUGCAGCAGGAACAGCAGAACAGACGGAGGCCUUUAGUAUGUAGAACCACAUUCAGUGAGAACCUAAGCCAGAGGAGAAGGGCGGCUGGACGGGCACAGAGGUUUCUUAGCCAGUCCCCAAGCAGUUCAAGUAACAGACAGAAGCCUUCUGACUCUAAUAGAAGUGUGUCCGUGGAGGAGGGCAGCACACCAGUGUCCCCACACAGCUGCAUGGAGCCAAAGUUCACUAAUGAAGACACUGCAUUCUCUCAGUCUUCGGGCUCUUUGGAGGAUAAUUCAAAGCAGGAUCAAAUGGACUCUGAGACUCACCCUGUAGUGUUUCAUAACGAAGAGAGACGGCGAAAUAAAUAUUUGAGAAAAGAUUAUAUCAAGAAUAAAUGCCAGAGCUCUUCAAGAAAAAGCUCCAGUGGAAAUGAAAAUGACAGUGAGGAUGGCAUUAAAUCUGCAGAAUACAGCACAACACUGACAGUGUUUGGUCUCAAGCCCAGAACAGCAUUUGCCCGACCAAGCCGACAUGACAGUAACUCUGCAGAUCCCGGGUUCACCAUGCGGAGGAAAAUGGAACAUCUAAGAGAAGAAAUGGAGCAGAUCCGCCAGCUUCGCCAUAACCUUGAGUCCAGGCUGAAAGUCAUGCUACCAGAUGAUGUCGGUGUUGCUUUGAUGGAUGGCGUCGUCCUUUGUCAUUUAGCUAAUCACAUUCGCCCUCGUUCCGUGGGCAGCAUUCAUGUGCCCUCCCCAGCAGUGCCUAAAUUAAGUAUGGCGAAAUGCCGAAGAAAUGUUGAAAACUUCUUGGAUGCAUGUAAGAAGCUGGGUGUUCCACAGGAAAAACUGUGUUUGCCUCACCAUAUUUUAGAAGAACGAGGAAUGGUAAAAGUUGGCAUAACGGUCCAAGCUCUUCUAGAACUGCCCGCAUCACGACCGACACAACUGUCUGCUGUGUAGUGCAGCUCUGUUAAAUAUUACUUUCAGUCUUGUGUUAAUUACUAUUUGUGUACAAAACACUGUCUUUGCCAAUAUCUGAAAAUAUGAUGCAAAUACAAUCCCAGAUUUGAUGCCUGAAAAGGAACAUAACACACUUUCUGUCACUUUAUUUUGCUUAUUAUUGUAUGUGUGUUCCAAAUGCAAUUUUAAAUUUAUGGAUAAACUAUCCCAUGGUUCUGAUAAUUACAAAAACUCAAUGGUAAUGAGUACAUUAAAAAAAAAAAAAAAAGAAUCGCGGAAAAAUGUUUCAACAAAGUCUUCAACUGUUCAAGCAAUGGUCAGUUACCAGAUUUAAUUUGAUUAGCUAAUAUCCUGCUUAGAUAAAGCACAGCUUACAGCAUUCUCCACCUGUCAACAGUAAACAAGUCAUUACCCUCCCAGAAUAAGCAGUGCCAUCCAGGGGUGAUCUAUCCUGACCAAAUCAGCUCCUAAAUAUGAAUCUCUCGGUAGUGUUAGCAGGAGAGUCAGGCUCACUAGAUGCCCGCUGUCCAGAAUAUUAUUUCAGAUACGUGGGUUAUAUUUUUCCUUCAGCUUUCACCAACGAAUGGUGAGACGUGCCAGCCUGUAAUGAAAGGUAUGCAUUCAUUCAGUGAGGACUGCCAAUCCAGACGCUUUUUGUGUUUACACUUCAAGUGCUUGUGAAGUUGGUAUUUUAGCAUUUCCUUAGUUAUUUAUUUUUGCCAAAUUGUCCACCACAUGAUGGUUGUUUCCAAGCUGUACUUUUGAAAAUAGAGAAGUUGUUUUUUUUUGUUUGUUUUUUUUUCCUUUAUCAUGUUGCAUACAGUUUUGGAUAAAAAAAAAUGUACAUUGAAGUAUUUGUAUUUAUUUAAUGUAAUUUGAAAACUCAAAGUUUUCUUUUAAGAACGGAGCAUCAGAUCUGCGGAUGCCCUGUUCAUUGUAGAUUCAUUGUAAAGAAUGAUUGGCAUUGGUAACUGAGUUAACGUGUCCUAGCUUCUGCUGCCAGAGCCCUAUAUAACCUUUAGUUGCACAAAUGAAUAUUGUAUCUGGUAAAAUAAGCUGUUUGAACAGAAAGUUUGUAAAUAUUACUGCUUUUUUCAAUUUCCAAAAGUGAAAUGAAGGAUUUUCUGCUAAAAUAUAAACCUUUACCUGCAUUUAAGGUAGAUGAGCCUUUUACAAGGUGCUCAAAAACUAGAGGUCUUAAAAAUACAGCCCUGAAACUGCACUGAGUCACUGAUUCCAUUACAAAUCUUUAUUUUCACUCUCUCUCAUUUAGUAGUCCUUCCUCUCAUUUCCUGUCUGGAUUAUUUAUUAUACUGAAAAGAUUCAUAUGCGAUUUAGCAAAUGUGUUAAUAAUACCAUGGUAAUCGAUUUUAUAUAACCCUAAUAAGUAAUCAGUACAUCUUGUGGGCUAUUGGGUCCUUAUUUGUUUUGUGUUUUACUUCAUCACUUUGAAAAACUGUUAAGCUGACCUUAUAUUGUUUUGUAUUAGCUGUAUAAGGGGGUGUAUAGAAAUGCAUUGCAGUGGAUAGGAUGUAUAGAACGCAAAUCAGUGGAUAUGAUGUAGAGAACUCACUGCAGUGUUUCACCUGCUUAUGAUACUAGCUGUUAUGUGUUUGACCUGUCUUUUCAGUGUCACUUCCAUAUGCUUUAUUGGGUCCUCAAUGAAGUCCUGUGAAACUUGGAAAUGUAUUUUAGUUAAAAUUCUUACUGUGUCAUGUUCUGAAAUACUAUCUGAGGAUAUUUUGAAGUCCAUGUUCAUGUACUACCACACACCUGGACCCUUUUGUGCGAGCACUUGACACUAAUUCAUAGAUAAUCCAAAUGGUACAGGUCAGGUUUCAUCUGAUUAGAUACCUUCCGAUAAGUCUGGGCAUGGUGAACCAUCAUAAAUAUACUGUCACAAAGCUGUCUUUAGCAUUCUACACCAAGCAUUUCAGUGUUGAUUUUAAUAUAGUCAAUUCCUGUUAGUAUGAAUUUCAAGGGACCAGCAAAGAAAAUAGUCUUAUAAAGUGUCUAAAGCCAAAUAUAUGCUGGCAGAAGUUACAUUUACACUGGAAUCACAUUUUAGUAUCAGAAAUGUACAUUUAAAAGUACUGUGCAUUUUAUAAAAAAUAUGGCUGUAACUGAACUUUUCGCAUUCUGAUCACAGGCAUUUUCAAACCACAAAAGCAAGGCUUCCUUAACAUCAGGGUAUUGAGCAAAUCGGAAUCGCUGAUGACAUGCAUCCACAGGUUUUUCUGUUCAUAAGCCUGUACUGUUCUUGAAUCCCAGUGUUUGUGGGAGUAUUUUGUAAUCUGCAGCAACAUUUUUCUUUUUCUUGUAAGGUGGUGCAUUAUCCAGUGCUUUCAACACCUCCACUUUUGUCUGCAAGGAUAGUGCAUGUUUGGCAAUUAUGGCAACUUGAAAUGCAUCAUGGGAUCUCUAAUCCCUAAACAGAACUAAAAUACAGUACCUAAAUACAUUUCCAAAUAUCCUUUCCACUCAACUGUUCAAACUAGGGCGUUUAGUUGUAUUCACAUUUUUCUUUUCUGGGAGGGCUCCAAAAUAAUUUGCACUAACAGGAAAUCUGUGUUAAGUGAAUUCGUAUUAUAAGAAGUAAUUUACAAUAAGAGACUGCUAAAUUUGGCCGGGACUCUAGAAAAUUCUUACUAUCAGGAAAUUUGUCAAAUCAGAGUUCAUUUGAAUGAGAAAUGACAGUAUAAAUAACAAACAUGGAAUACAAGGAGCUCUUUGCUUAUGUUUACGUUGAGAAUUGUGAUCACUUUCACACUCACACAUACCAUAAAUACAUUUGAUACAUUUAUAGUUUUGUUAUUGUGUCAUUCUCAAUAAUAUUUUCAACGAAAGACAUUUAGAGUUGCAGACAAAAGUACUGGCACCCUACGCGUAUUGUACCAUAAUUCAAGGUAACAGAUUAAGGAUAAGCAUUUGGCAAACUAUAAACGCUUUUCAAUAAAAUACAUCAUUUCUAGUAAUCUAACAAAUUAUACUAUAAAAAAUCAAACAAGCUUAUUUCAGUAUGUUACAACUUAUUGGUGAAAUCUGGGCCCAUUCUGUCUUGCAUAUUUCCUUCAGCUCAGAGAGAUUGUAUUGGACAUCUUUGUUCAGAUCAAUCCAAAGCAUUUCUAUUGGAUUGGGAUCUGAUGAUUGUGAAAGUCAUUCCAGAAAUGUUUUUCUUUUCUUAAAUUCCAGAGUUUACUUAGCCGUGUGCUUUGGGUUGUUGUCCUGUUGGAAGAUACACUGUCUGCCAAUCGGCCUACGAGCAGAUGGAAUCAUUGUACUCUAGAAUGUUUUGAUACAUGGCUGCAUUCAUUCGAUCUUCAGUCACGUGAAUGUCUGCAGUUCCUGAAUUUUUUAACAAAGCACUGUGUAUUUUGAUCACACCUCCUCCAUGUUUAUUUUAGACUCAUUGGAACAGAGAAUUUUGUGAAUGUUAUUUAAGUGGUUUGCAGCAAGGUGUACGUCUACAGCUCGUCUGUGUUCAGGUGCCUUUGUACAGUCCUUUCAUGCACUGUUUUGCCUGAUGCUUCUAAAUCAGUCCUUGGCUGUUAACCUUGGAUGUUUUUAGCUGCUGUGAUUAUUCUCCUACCUGCUAUACCAGUCAUUUUCUUUGGACGUUGAGGUUCAGGUGGAUUUGUUCCAUGGGUAUUCUUGAUUAUUGCUCUGAUUGUGGAUUUUGAUGGUCCAUAUUUCUUUUGAUACUGUUCUGAAGCCAUUUCCUUUGUUGUAGUCUUGGUACGAGUGGUUUUCUCAAAAGUGAAUCCAACUCCUUUUUCUUGACCAUCAUCUGCUGUGUUGCCAAAAUGUUCUUUAACAGAUGUUGGAAGUAGUGAGCUCUUUUUCCAGGUAGUAACUUUAUAAAGCAGAUUUGUUUACUGUGUAAUGGUUUUCAAUCAAUGAGUGUAUUUUUUAAUUAGUUCUAUUACGUUUUUACAGACUUAAUGUAA